AAACGAAACUUCCUUCCUAGAUCGCCGUUGCUGCUGUGUAAGUUCUGCCGCAGGUUAGUAAACUUUGAUUGAUUACCCUCCUAUCGAACUUUGAGUCUCUCAGCGGACGCCAGUGCCAUCCGUAGUUCCUAGCAAAGUAGCAGUACCAGUCCCAGCGUUUAUUUAUCAUGGCAAGUCAAGGGCUCCUAUCCCCCUCCUUUUCCGGUGAAUGGACUUACGAUGUAUUCCUUAGUUUUAGAGGUGAAGAUACCCGCACCAAUUUUACUGGCCAUCUCUACAAUGCUCUCAAGCUAAAGGGUAUUCUAACUUUCAUUGAUGAUGUGGGUCUCCAAAGAGGGGAAGAAAUCACUCCAGCUCUUCUCGAAGCCAUCCGACAAUCGAGGAUUGCCAUCAUCGUUUUCUCCAAAAAUUAUGCAUCCUCUACUUUCUGCCUUGAUGAACUUGUCAACAUACUUCACUGCGUCAGAGGAGAAGGUCGGUUGGUCUGGCCGGUUUUCUACGAUGUCGAUCCAUCAGAAGUCCGACACCAGCGUGGGAGUUACGGACAGGCGUUGGCAAAACACGAUGAUCGAUUCCAAGCCAACAAGGAGAAAGUGAGGGAGUGGAGGGAGGCUUUAUGUGUGGCAGCUAACCUAUCUGGCUGGCAUUUCCAACAUGGAUCUCAACCUGAAUAUGAAUUUAUAAAUGGGAUCAUUGAAGAGGUAUCCAAAAAGAUCGAUCGCGUUCCUUUACACAUAGCUAAUCACCCUGUUGGACUGGAAUCUUCUGUUCAAGAAGUGAUCUCACUUCUGGAACUUGGGUCUGAUAAGGGGGUUAACAUGGUAGGGAUAUGUGGAAUCGGUGGAGUAGGUAAAACAACAGUUGCACGGGCUGUUUAUAACCUCAUCGGUGAUCAAUUUGAAGGUGUCUGCUUUCUUGCUGAUGUUAGAGAGAAGGCUAUUGGCAAGCAUGGACUUGUGCAACUUCAAGAGACGCUACUUUCUCAAGUACUUGCCGGACGACCUGAUUGGUUUGGAUUUGGCAGUAGGAUCAUUAUCACGACGAGAGAUAAACAUUUGCUUAGUGCUCAUGGGGUACAAAAAUUAUAUGAGGUGAAGGGGCUAAAUUUCAAUAAAUCCCUUGAAUUGCUGAGCUGGAAUGCCUUUAAGAAUAACAGGGUUGAUCCAGAUUACAUGGACGUUUCUCACCGUGCAGUCUCCUAUGCUGCUGGCCUUCCGUUGGCUUUGGAAGUAAUAGGGUCUGACCUAUUUGGUAGAAGUAUAGAAGAAUGGAAUUCUCAGCUAGACAAGUAUGCAAGAAUCCCUUGUAAAGAGGUCGAUGAAAUCCUGAAAGUAAGCUAUGAUAGUUUGGAAGAGAAUGAGAAGGAAACUUUCCUUGAUAUUGCUUGUUUCUUUAAUAAAUUAGAACUGACUUACACCAAGGAAAUGCUGUAUGCACAUGGCUUACACGGAGACAUUGGAAUUAGAGUCUUAAUGGACAAAUCUCUCAUCAAGAUGGAUAGUUCAAAUUGUGUGAGAAUGCAUGACUUAAUUCAGGACAUGGGCAGAGAAAUUGUUAGACAGGAAUCAACAUUUGAGCCUGGCAAGCGUACUAGGUUGUGGCUUGAUGAGGACAUCGUUCAUGUUUUGGAAGAAAACACGGGAACUGAGAAAAUUGAAGUCAUUAUGCUUCACUCAUGCAAAUAUAUAGAAGUGCAAUGGAGUGGAGUGGCAUUCGAGAAGAUGAAAAACCUGAGAAUCCUUAUUAUCGAAAAUGUACACUUCUCCAGGGGCCCCGAAUAUCUCCCUAAUACUUUGAGAGUAUUGGACUGGAGAGGAUAUCCAUCAUCAUCUUUACCAUCUGAUUUUAAGCCCAGGAAACUUGUCAUACUCAGCCUACCUGAAUGCUGCCUUCAAAUUUUUAAACCAUCAAAGGUGUUUCAUUCUUUAGGUCUCAUGGAUUUUGAAGGUUGUAAAUUCUUAACACAAGUACCUAACCUAUCUGGACUGCCUAACUUGGGAGCAUUGUGUCUUGAUAAUUGUACAAAUCUGAUUAGUGUUCAUGAAUCAAUCGGGUUUCUUGAUAAGCUCAGAUUGUUGAGUGCCCAAGGUUGCACUCAGCUUGAAAUCUUAGCAACUCGCAUCUAUUUGACUUCUCUUCAGACUCUGGAUCUCAGGGGUUGCUCAACGCUUUGGAAGUUCCCAGAAGUACUGGGACUCAUGGAGAAUAUAAGAGACAUUUAUUUGGAUCAGACUGCCAUAAAAGAACUUCCAUUUUCAAUUGAAAACCUUAUUGGAUUGAAACGGCUAUACUUGAGGCGUUGUCCACAGCUUAGACAGCUGCCAAGCAGCAUAUUCUCAAUCCCCAAACUCGAGGUGGUGCUGGCUUACCGAAGUAGAGGAUUUCAAUUAUUUAGAGGGUAUGAAAUUCAAGCAAAACAGAGGCCAGAAGUGUCUUUUGCCACGAUUCAACUCUAUUCUCUACCAGAUUCUAGCAAUCAAAGCACAAGGGACGCUCAGUUCGAUUUUUACCUUAAUGGUUACUGUAUAAGCAAAAGCGAAACAAAUUUCUUUCAAAUAUUUCCUCUUCUAGAAACUUCGGUUAGUUUUGUUCGGCUUUCCAGCACUAGCAUCGGAUUUCCUCCUUUUAGGGGCCGCUCUACUAUCCUCCCAGUGAUUGAGAACCAAAAGACAAUAUUAACAGCCUUCUAUGCAAGCAGGGAAUCAUCAGUUUCUUUCUGGUUCUGUGAGAAUUUCCCAAAGAUAGGCAUAUAUGUGAUUGGGGGAUCAGGCACAGAAAUAGACUACUCAAUCUUGGACGUUAGGCUGAGAGUGUUUGUCAAUGGUUCUGAACAACUUGUUUAUUUGGGUAAUUACAUAGUUUGUGAACGAAAAAUGGCAAAACAUAUGAUUUGGUGUGGCUUGCGAUGCAAACACAAUAGGGUGAUUUCAACUCAUAAAUGGAAUCAUGUUCAUGUUUCGUGGGAGUUGAAAUACCUCAGGCCAUAUGAUCCUCGGGUAAUUUCGGACGACAAUGGAACCCCAACAAUCGAAAUAGAUUGGUCUGGAAUUCAUGUCUAUGAGGAAGAAAACAGCAGCAUUGAAAAUAUGCGGUUCACAGACCCUGAUAUCUCUCUGUCUCAGGUUGAAACGAUGAGGAAUGACUAUAUAAUCUGUUUUCAGGACACAUCAGAUUACUGGGAAAGCGAGUUGCUCACACUGAUGAAAGCAGCGAAUUCAACUCCUUUACUUAGUUUUGAAGAAGUUCAGCAGAGACUUGGUUUUGAAAACUCGAGGCUGCUGUUUAAUGUGGCUGACAACUUGGAUCGGUUGUGGAGUGGGACAAGAGUACUCUGUCUUCUACGCGGGGGAGGUGGCGGGAUAGAAGUUACACGGGAGAAGAUACAUAUGUCCAAGAAAGAGUCGUUGGAUACCACCUAUCACAGUGAUGAUAGUAAUGUUCUGAGUGCCGCUGUUGAAAUUAUCGCUGAUGCCACGUCUAAGGAACAGAGGGAGGGAAUAUCUUCUCAGCAGUCCAUCAGCGACCAGAAGGAAACUUGCUAUCGUGUGACCCCCUUAAAGUUGCCCCUCCAACUUUUUGGGCGGCCGAUUUGGGAGGAUAUUUAG
This is a messenger RNA of Neltuma alba, 3605 nucleotides long. Its product is annotated as TMV resistance protein N-like. Gene Ontology annotation, biological process: signal transduction; defense response. The coding region runs from base 168 to 3605 and encodes 1145 amino acids. The transcript has 8 exons. The record is from RefSeq and is a predicted model, not a curated record. Gene Ontology annotation, molecular function: ADP binding. Lineage: Eukaryota; Viridiplantae; Streptophyta; Magnoliopsida; Fabales; Fabaceae.